Eubalaena glacialis (North Atlantic right whale) is the source of this 1827-nucleotide messenger RNA. It is a transcript of the gene RPL9, whose product is annotated as ribosomal protein L9. Gene Ontology annotation, cellular component: ribosome; cytosolic large ribosomal subunit. Gene Ontology annotation, biological process: cytoplasmic translation. The transcript is spliced from 7 exons. NCBI's taxonomy places the organism in Eukaryota, Metazoa, Chordata, Mammalia, Artiodactyla, Balaenidae. Gene Ontology annotation, molecular function: structural constituent of ribosome; rRNA binding. The record is from RefSeq and is a predicted model, not a curated record. Bases 437 to 1015 code for a protein of 192 amino acids.
UGUAGUCGGUGGCAAUUGGGAAUCUGAAGCCAUCGGCUCAGGGAAAGCCAGCGGCGCGAGUCUGGCCCUCGGAAACCCUAUCUUGGUUGUCUCCCCACGCGGCGAACGCCGUAUGAAUUUGGUGGCGAUGGGAUUCGAGCCCUGUGCUGGGCUUUUAGGCCUACCCCCACUUCUCAGCCUUGCCGGGAUGGCGCCGGCUUGAUGGGAGUCCCAGGGUUGCGCUGAGCGGGAGUUGGCCCGUUGGGCUUAUAACACCCGCUGAGGAGCUGCUCCUUCCAGGCCAGGGCGUAGUGGGGGGCGCUCUCCGUGCUGGUCCUCCCGUAUCCUUCCCGGGAUUUUUGCCUGCGGUCUCCGGUAGGAGUGGAGCUCCGUGCAUCGUAGUUUGGUCGAAACAGGUCCUCUGCGGCCUUCUUACCCCAAGCGUUUGUGUUUCAGAAUGAAGACCAUUCUCAGUAAUCAGACUGUCGACAUUCCAGAAAAUGUCGACAUUACUCUGAAGGGACGCACAGUUAUUGUGAAGGGCCCCAGAGGUACCCUGCGGAGGGACUUCAAUCACAUCAAUGUAGAACUCAGUCUCCUUGGGAAGAAAAAGAAGAGGCUCCGGGUUGACAAAUGGUGGGGGAAUAGGAAGGAACUGGCCACUGUUCGCACUAUCUGUAGUCAUGUACAGAACAUGAUCAAGGGCGUUACACUGGGCUUCCGUUACAAGAUGAGGUCUGUGUAUGCUCACUUCCCCAUCAACGUUGUUAUUCAGGAGAAUGGUUCUCUUGUUGAAAUCCGAAAUUUUUUGGGUGAAAAAUACAUCCGCAGGGUUCGGAUGAGGCCAGGUGUUGCUUGUUCAGUAUCUCAAGCCCAGAAAGAUGAGUUGAUUCUUGAAGGAAAUGACAUUGAACUUGUGUCAAAUUCAGCUGCUUUGAUUCAGCAAGCCACAACAGUUAAAAACAAGGAUAUCAGAAAAUUUUUGGAUGGUAUCUAUGUUUCUGAAAAAGGAACAGUUCAGCAGGCUGAUGAAUAAGAUCUGAGUGAUCCAGUUACAGAAACCGCAAGAGGCCAGACUCAUGUGAUAUUUUAAAAAUGAAUAAAAGCUCUUUUGACUUGGGACUUUUUCUUAAAUUGAUUAUCCUUUCCAACUAUUUGGCCAGUAAGCAGCUAAGUAAAUUCUAGUGUGCUAAGAACAAUAACAGAAGGAAUAGGAGGGUUUUUUUUAGUAAUACUUAAUGGGAGAAGUGGUUUGAAGGAAUAGGAAGGGUAUUUUAGGCAAGAGGAAUAUGGGUACCAGUGACAGGCGACACUGUGGUUGUUCAUUAUUGGAUGAAGAACUUUGGGAGAUGUCCUGAAGGUAUGUGUAAUUUCGCAGAGGCACGAAUUUGAAUAUUUGUGAGGGCAAGUGCCUGAGUCACAGUAACUUUGUGUGAAAAAGCAGCUGAGAAGUGAUAUUAGAAGAUGGAGUUAAUUUAUAUUCAUGAUAAACAUGGUUGCUGUGGCCCAAGGUCCUCUGUUUUAGCGUAAUUUCAGCCAUUUACUCCUGUGUCCUAGUCCUUGAUAUCUAAAAAAAACUUAUAACCCUUCCAUAGUCUCUUCAUUCCAUGUGUCAUGCUUUAGAUACACUAUCAUACUAGACUAUGUUAACUCAAUAGGAUUGCCUCUAAAUCUCUUCCUUGAUAGAAACUCCAACUUGAUGAUUUCUCAGGCAAAACUUAACAUUUAAGUUUGAUUUCUCUUACAUCCUGUGUGUCUAGUCUGUUAGAAAAAUCUGUGGGCUGUGCCUUCAAAGUAAGGUAUGUUCAGGAACUAAGCAAGAAAAAAUAAAACCCAUUUGGAACAUAA